CUCCUCUCCUCUCUUCUCUUCUCUUCAUUUCCUAGUUUAUUACUUACUACUACUAUUUCAUUUACUCCAAGAAACAGACUUCUCAACUAACAUUUUCUUGUUUUUGUAAAAGAAAUUUUGUAUUUCUGUCUCGGUCUUAAGUCUAUGUGGAAAAAACAUACAAAAACUAUUUCAUCAACCCACCACCUUAGAUUCAUUCUUAGCUUAACAACACACGCUCACUCAAGUCUUUAAAUUCUUCUGCAACAGAAACAGAAAAGGAAGUGCUUCUGUCGGCAUUUCACGUGGAAUCUGUGCAAUUCCCAAAAAUAUCAUGAAUUCUUCUUCUUCUUUCUUGAAAAUCUCUUUCUUGAUUUCUUUUUCUCAAAUGUAAUAACAAUAAAAAUAACACUGCAACAUUAAAUAUAUGAAACUAUUAUGAUCCUUUGGAACUAAGUAACAACUGUGUUUCUAUCUUUUUUACUCUCUCUAUUUCAGUUAACAAUGGACCCAAGAACACUUCUCGAUCAUGCUCUGUUUCAGCUCACUCCAACCAGAACUAGAUGUGAUCUUGUGAUUUUUGCUGGUGGAGCGAGUGAGAAAUUGGCAUCUGGGCUUCUCGACCCAUUUAUUUUGCAUUUAACAACUGCUAAAGAUCAAAUAUCUAAAGGUGGCUACUCCAUUUCUCUUCGUCCUCCUCCGCCAAAUGCUUACUGGUUCACUAAGGCUACUCUGCAGAGAUUUGUAAGAUUUGUUAGCACACCAGAAGUUCUUGAAAGAUUUGUGACAAUAGAGAGAGAGUUAGAGCAGAUUGAGAACUCAGUUCAAUCAAAUGAGCUAUCAAGUGCAGACAUGGAAGGUGUUGGUGGAAACUACCAAAAGUCCACAGCCUCAUCUAAGUCAAAACGAGAUUAUGAUGGAGCUACUGGUGAUGCUGCACAGGAAGACAGUUCCAAGAUUCGCCUUCAGCGUGCGCUGGAAACUAGGAAAGCUGUGCUCCACAGAGAGCAAGCAAUGGCAUAUGCUCGUGCUUUAGUUACAGGAUUUGAACUUGACUGUAUAAAUGAUCUUAUUUCAUUUGCUGAUGCUUUUGGAGCUUCACGGUUAAGGGAAGCAUGCUUAAAUUUUAUGGAACUAUGCAAGAAAAAGAAUCAAGACCGGCUUUGGAUGGAUGAAAUUGCAGCAAUGCAGGCAUCUAGAUUGGAGCUACCUUAUCUUGGAACUUCUGGAAUAGUACUCACCGGCGAGGAAAAUUAUCCUAACCAAAUCCCCAGUCUCUCUGUCGGGAAGCAGAAUGGUUCAAUAGAUGCAUCAGUUUCUGACUCUAGCCUUGGAAGUGUAGACCUAAACCAAGAUACUAGUUUGCCAACAUCAACUCUGGCGCAAACAAUGGAAAGCAAAACUCAAGUGCCCAUGACAUGGCCGAACCAUCUUCCUCAAUACAUGCACAAUUUUCAAGGACCUUUGUUUCAACAAAUUACCCCAUAUCAAGGCUACCUUUAUCCUGGUAUGCAAGUUGCCCCUCCUUAUUUUCCUGGGAAUAUGCAAUGGCCUCCAAAAAUGGAUGAUUCGAGCUUUGGGCGUGAAUGGGAGCCAGAUGAUCAAAAAAAGCAUAAAUCAUCAUCAAAGAAGAAGAAGAAGAAGAGUUACCAAGAUGAUUCCACUGAACCUAGUGAUUCAAGCUCAGAGACAGAAUCUGAUGACAAUUUGCAGAAUGGUGAAAAGCAGGAGAAGGAACGAAGAAAUAAGCAUGGGAAGAAGUCAUCAAGAAGGGUUGUCAUUCGCAACAUUAAUUACAUAACUUCAAAAGAGAAAGACAGCAUGUCGGAUGAAACAUCUGAUGAGGACGAAUUCAUUGAUGGAGAAACCAUCAAGCAGCAAGUGGAGGAAGCUGUUGGCACAUUGGCUAGAAGACAUAAAUCAACCUCACGCCACCAUAAGAAAUCACAUCACAACCCAAUAGAUGAAGCUGCAAAUAAUCCCGAUGCACAAAAAGGAAAUGACCAAUGGGGUGCCUUUCAAAACCUUCUUAUGCAGGACAAGGAUUCAGACUCCUUUGGAACCGAACCACGUCCUUUACCAGAUCAGGAGUACUUUACAAGCUCUAAGGAGGGAAUGUCAUCUGCAUUGAACUUGGAAUUAGAGAAAAUGACUAAGCAAAGAGCUAUUUCAAAUGAUUCCUUUAUCACAGCUAAGAUAGAGAGGAGUAACGAAGGUGAGUCUCGACUUGAAAACUUCGAAGCCGGCGAAAAUUUAAAGGUAAUGACAAAGAAAAGGGAAAGUACAUAUGAGGAGUUGAUGUUUUCUCAAGGAAAUGAAGAAUUGGGAAAUCAUUCACAAGUUACUGUUUCGGAUUACUCAUCUGAAUCCUUGAUGAUCAGAAAACCAAAGGAAGGAGAUUGGUUUAUCAGCAAUCAGCAAGAUAAGCCUGUAAAUAAUGGUGAUUAUGCUUCAUCAAUAGCUGAUGAUCAUUUCCGCUUUGAGAAAAGUAAAAAGGAAGUUGCAGUUGAUGAUUCAUUCAUGAUUCAAGCUAGACAGUUAGUAGAUGAUCAAUCUGAAUCCAUAUUAAGAACAGAUAUAAGCAUUGCUGCUGAUAUACUUGAAGCUACUCGAUACGACAAUGGCAACCCAGAAAUUUCACAUGAUCAUAAGGCUGCAACAUUUGGAACCCAUGAACCUGAUGACCUUUAUAUGGUGCUUGGGCGUGAUUCAGGCACUGAUAACGCUGUGUUGUCUUGGACUCCAGAGAUGGAUUAUGAGAAUGAUAUUUUAUCUGCUGAAGUCAAUGGAAGACAUUCAGUUCUUGAAACAAAUGCUGUUGAAGAUAAGCUUUUUUCUGAUGAUAAGGGUGCUAAUAGCAAAAAAGAGAGAAAUUCAGGUGGAAAAGUUCUGGGUAAAGAAGCAAGAUCAAAAGUUUCAAAUGGAGCUCUUGCAAGAAGCAAAUCAGACUUGAUGUCAAAGACCAAAAAACCGGUUUCUGGAGGCAGGACAAAAAGUAAAUCUGAGAAGGAAGAAGAGAAUAGAAUGAGAAUGGAGGAGUUAAUGCUUCAACGGCAGAAGCGAAUAGCUGAAAGGAGUGCAGCAGGCACUAAUCUAACAUCCAAGAAAAUGCCGGUGAAAAAACCAUCUACUACUUCAACUUCCUUAAAGAAAGAAGAGUCCAAAAUCCCAUCUCCAAGCCAAGAGACUAAAAAACCAGUCUUUAGGAGCUCUACUAUGGAUCGCCUUGCCACUGCUCGAGCAACAACAAAGGUGGAACCAGUCCAAUCAAAACCUCUUCAAACCAAAAAGACAACACACAAGAUUUCUGGUGCUGAUAAUAAGAAACCAAGUCCUAAGACAGUAAAAUCUGAUGUUUCUCAAAAGAAAGAAAGCAAUGUGGUUAAAGAAGAGAAGCCAAAAGAAGUAGCAGUUACUAAUGGCAUUCAUGAAUUCGAAGAUAUCAAAGAAUUACAGAGCAUGCCUUCAAUGGAGAAAAAUGAAGCACAAUGUAAUGAAGUUUCCAUAUGCAUUGACUCAUCUGAACAACAAGAUUAUCUGAAGAGUAAUGAUGAGGGAUUAGCAGCUCCAAUUAUUUCUGAAGAAAUUAAAACUUCUGAUGAUCAUCCUCUGCCCGAACCACUAAGUGAGGCUUUGAACAUUUCUGCUGAGAACGUCAAUGUGAAAAUUGACAAUAUGCCUUUGCCAAAAAAAUCUGAGAUAGAAAUAUCAACUCCACCAUAUCAUGAAAUUACAAGUACAGAACCAGUACUUCAUUCAAGGAAGAAAUGGAAUAGCGAUGAAACCUCUCCAAAAGCUGCUAAAGGGUUUAGAAAGCUUCUUAUGUUUGGAAGGAAAAGCCGAACUUCUACGGUAAGUUGAAAUUAUUAGCAAGUUCAAGUUCUUGGAAGUGGAGCUAAUGCAAGUUUGAUGGCUAUUCAGUUUAUUAUUAUUAUUAUUAUUACUUUUUUAAGGGAAGAAGAAAAGGUGAUAGCAGAUAGAUAUAUAGCUCCCACAUACAGAAUAAGGCAUUUGGUGUUGGUGCCAAUAUGAGAAGCAUGUUUUUGUAAUUUAUCUGGGUUUGGUUUUGAAUAGGGUGAGAGUGUAAAGAAAUCAACUUUUUUAUUUGGUUUUUUUUUUUUCCGGAUGUGUACUGAUAUACAUUGAAACCCUUUUUUUUAAUCUUUAUUCAAAUUUAAGGUUGUAAUUUGUAUGUAUCCCAAACCCUUUCCAAUGAGUUGCUGUUAGUGCGUUACAAUGCAUUCAAUUUUUUCUUUAA
Molecule: messenger RNA, 4237 nt
Organism: Jatropha curcas
Lineage: Eukaryota; Viridiplantae; Streptophyta; Magnoliopsida; Malpighiales; Euphorbiaceae
Source: RefSeq, a predicted model, not a curated record